Messenger RNA from Wyeomyia smithii (pitcher-plant mosquito), 1688 nucleotides. It is a transcript of the gene Oat, whose product is annotated as ornithine aminotransferase, mitochondrial. Lineage: Eukaryota; Metazoa; Arthropoda; Insecta; Diptera; Culicidae. Gene Ontology annotation, cellular component: cytoplasm. Gene Ontology annotation, molecular function: identical protein binding; pyridoxal phosphate binding; L-ornithine transaminase activity. The record is from RefSeq and is a predicted model, not a curated record. The transcript has 3 exons. The coding region runs from base 167 to 1603 and encodes 478 amino acids.
CAGUCGAGGUCGGGUUUCAGUUAGUGCGCAGAACUGAUCGUGUUGGGACGUGUAGUGUGAGAACAAAAAAUAUUGAGCUUUUCAGUGCCUUUGCAAAAAACUUUGACUUUGACUUGAAUUUCAACUAUUGUGAUAGUUACUACUAAAAUUGUCAAAAAAUAAGAACAUGGACAAGAUGCAGUUACUAAAGCAGUUGAACAAACUGCUGCAAGCUCCGCGAGCUGCCGGUAGUCUGACACGCUCGAAGCACACCCGGACUGUGGCACAGCAGCGUUCGCCGGCCGGCGGCAUCAGUCAGAAUGCAAACAUGUCGUCCACCGUGACGGCAACAAAGACGAAACUCUACAACGUCCAGGAGACGGUCGUACUGAAGAACUUACCAGUGGGACAGGCUUCCCAGGAGGUAUUUGAUCGCGAGGAUAAAUUCGGAGCGCACAAUUAUCACCCGAUUCCGGUUGCGCUAGCCCGUGCCGAGGGCGUGUGCGUGUGGGACGUCGAGGGUAAACGAUACUACGACUUUCUCAGUGCCUAUUCGGCGGUUAACCAGGGACAUUGUCACCCGAAAAUCGUUCAGGCACUGACCGAGCAGGCCCAGGUGCUGGCGCUGACCUCCAGAGCAUUCUACUCAAACGUUCUGGGCGAGUACGAGGAGUACAUCACAGCCAUGUUCGGCUACGACAAAGUGCUGCCCAUGAACACCGGCGUCGAAGGGGGUGAAACGGCAUGCAAGCUUGCACGCAAGUGGGCUUACAAGGUGAAGAAAGUACCGAACAACAAGGCGAAGAUCAUCUUCGCCGAGGGUAACUUCUGGGGCCGAACGUUAGCGGCCGUUUCGGCAUCGAAUGACCCCUCGAGUUUCGAAGGUUUCGGUCCGUUCAUGCCCGGAUUCGAACUCGUUCCGUACAACGACACCGUUGCUUUGGAGAAAGCCCUGCAGGAUCCGAACGUGUGUGCAUUCAUGGUUGAACCGAUCCAGGGGGAGGCUGGAGUUGUUGUGCCAGAUGAGGGUUAUUUGAGAAAGGUUCGUGAAUUAUGCACAAAGUACAACGUUCUGUUCAUUGCCGACGAAGUCCAAACUGGUCUCGCCCGGACCGGACGCAUGUUAGCAGUAGAUCAUGAAGACGUCAAACCAGAUAUUUUGAUUUUGGGAAAAGCUCUUUCCGGUGGACUGUAUCCCGUAUCCGCUGUACUAGCAAACGACGACGUGAUGCUGUGCAUCAAGCCUGGUGAGCAUGGAUCUACCUACGGCGGAAAUCCACUAGGUUGCAAGGUAGCACUGGCAGCCCUGCAGGUUUUGGUUGACGAAAAGUUAGCCGAAAACGCUGACCGAAUGGGCAAAAAACUACGUGAUUCGCUGUCGGAACUUCCCAAGGAUGUUGUUUCGGUCGUCCGAGGCAAAGGUCUGCUAAAUGCCAUCGUCAUCAGCUCCGGUGUCGACGCUUGGGAUGUUUGCUUGCGGCUGAAAGACAACGGUCUGAUUGCGAAACCAACCCAUGGGGACAUUAUCCGUUUCGCACCGCCACUCACGAUUAACGAGCAGCAGCUGGAGGAGUGCUCGGAGAUUAUCAAGGAUACAAUCAUGUCGUUCACCCACGGACAGUAAAAUAAGUGUAUUUUAGCGAUUGUGUUUUGUGUCUAAGUUUGAUGUUAUCUCAGUACGAAUUAUUAUAUUCACCUUUUUUCCUAAA